Styela clava is the source of this 1110-nucleotide messenger RNA. RefSeq lists its product as uncharacterized. NCBI's taxonomy places the organism in Eukaryota, Metazoa, Chordata, Ascidiacea, Stolidobranchia, Styelidae. The record is from RefSeq and is a predicted model, not a curated record.
AGCUGUAGUGACAAUGACAUGACUAUACGUGAGUUAGGUUAAUCAAUACUUGAAAAAUGACCGAUAUGCUCCAGAAUAUAACAUUUGGAACAGUUGCUGCGGUCGUCAUUGGAGCGUUAUUUGGUUGUCUGGGAUGCAUUGCUAUAUGUCUUUUAUGUUGCAGAAGAAAAAUAGCUACAAGACGACCUCCAGGAUCCAGUCAGGCUCAAAUCUUACCGGUUCCAUCUGUAAACCAAGGUCCAUGUUACGAAACACCUCUGGCACAGGCGCAAUGCCUCGAUGCCCCACCAUCUUAUGAAGACCUGGCCCGAACUGCAGAUUCACCUCCACCAUACGAAUAUCCAACACUAUUAACUCUCUCUCGGAGAAAAUCAGGCCAACUGAGAGUCCCUUCGUCGCCGGCACAUUCUAGCUCUAAUAUGGAAGCGAAUCAUAUCGUUGGAUGGCAGGAACAUCCAGGCCGAAAACUCUAGCAUCGAACACUCAAAACUUUAAUUCAGAGUUUGUAAGUGUCUGAAGGUUUGGAAAAGCAAACAACAUUGGCAAAACAACAUUGGCAAAACAACAUUAAAAUGCAAGCUAACGUUAGGCCAAGCUGGUCAUCACUUUUAAAUACGCUUAUCACGUUGGCUACUUCGAAUAAUGGUGGCGGAAGGAAAUGUGAGACAAGCAUAAGUAAAUCUGGCCAUUUGUAUCAUUAAAAUAUAAAAAGAUACAACAUUUUUUAUCAAAACUUUCAUUGUUGUAAAGUACAAAUUUGAAUAAUUCACAUACUAUACAAUAUAGAUUAUAAAGUGUCUCAAAAUGAAUGCGAUUGGAUUGAGUAUGAAGAGCGUCAUUUCUAUCAAAUUAGAUGAUGCUGUUGUUGUCAGUCGACCUUAUGGCACAUUGCAGAAACACUGAAGUUAGCAAUGAGCCUACGAGGUAUCAUAAUCUGUGAAUCAUUUUUUACGGAUUGUGUACUGAAUAUGUAAUUGUUUUUGUAUUUUUAAUAUUAAAUUUUUUCUAAUGCGUUUCUGAAGUAUAAUAUACCAAAUGGUUUGUUUUACGAAGUAUUGUUUUUGCAAAUAAAUGUUUCCCUGCAUAUCCUUAGUUAUAUGCAAAACAUAA